AUGGGGAAGGAGACGGAUAUGGAGGAAGAAGGGAAGAUGCCUAGUUUGGAGGAGCACUUGGAGAGUCUGAACCUGCAGGGCGAGGAAGAAGAAGAUCUCGAUUUCUCUGAGGAGUUUGAAGAGCUGGUCAAGGAUGUUCGAUGGCUAGCCCUAUUUAGGGUUCAUGCGACGAAGCCGUUCAGCCAUGCUGCACUAUUCAGCGCCUUGCGAAACGCUUGGGCAGUGGCUAAAGAGGUGACCUUCAAGGUACUGGAUCCUAAUUUGUUACUGGUGCAACUCCAUUUCCUUGGAGAUUGGUCGAGGGUGAUGGAAGGAAGGCCGUGGUUGUUUAGAGGGGCGGUGAUCGUGAUGGAGGAAUACGAUGGCUUCUCUAAUGUUCAUGCAUACAAGUUGGAUAAGAUUCCAGUUUGGGCAAGGAUCCAAGGGAUCCCAGAGGGGCUAAUGAGGAAGCGGGAAUUGGCGGAGAAGGUGGUGAAGAAAGUUGGAGAUCCGAUUACUAUAGUGAUGAAUGAGGGCAAAAUUAAUCCUACACCAUAUCUACGUGCUAGGGUUUGGCUUGACCUGAAGAAACCAUUGGUGCGAGUGGUGCCCAUCACGCUUAAAGAAAGGAUGAAAUAUUUAGUGCAAUAUGAAAAGCUUCCGGCUUUUUGUUUUUUCUGUGGAUGUAUGGGACAUGAGGUCACUGAAUGUGGUGACGGGAUUGAUAGUAGAGAAACGUGUGAGUGGGGAGAUUGGCUUCGUGUCCAGUUUAUGCCAACGGUGCCAGGAAGGGAUGACACACGAGGAGGAAGGGGUAGAGGGAGUGGACGAGGAGGGGGAAGAGGUGAUGGAGCUGAGGAUGCUUAUGAAGACAUGGAAACAUAUCAGAGGGAUGAUGAAAAUUCUGUUGAUUCUCAGGGUACAGGAAGAGUGGCGAUGCAAGUCACUCUCUUGGAGCACCAAGACCAAAAGGAAGCAGCGAUUAGUCCACUGCAAGAACAGGAGAAGAAAAGGCCAAGGAGGAGUGAAGGUGGGAACGAUAGCAAUGCUACAAAAAACAUUAUAAGAUCGGCGCUCUCCUUUGAGGAGAGUGACCGGGCGCAAUGA
Panicum virgatum (switchgrass) is the source of this 1086-nucleotide messenger RNA. RefSeq lists its product as uncharacterized. The record is from RefSeq and is a predicted model, not a curated record. The coding region runs from base 1 to 1086 and encodes 361 amino acids. Lineage: Eukaryota; Viridiplantae; Streptophyta; Magnoliopsida; Poales; Poaceae. The transcript has a single exon.